Molecule: messenger RNA, 3747 nt
Organism: Lynx canadensis (Canada lynx)
Lineage: Eukaryota; Metazoa; Chordata; Mammalia; Carnivora; Felidae
Biological process (GO): DNA integration; virion assembly; proteolysis
Molecular function (GO): aspartic-type endopeptidase activity; nucleic acid binding; RNA-DNA hybrid ribonuclease activity
Source: RefSeq, a predicted model, not a curated record
AUGGAUCCAGAAGUCCCUGAGAACCAGGCUGCUGUCGUUAUGUCCUUUGUAAAUCAAGCAGCUCCUGACAUUAAGAAAAAACUCCAAAGGCUAGAGGAUUUAGAAGGUAAACAGAUCCAGGAUCUGCUCCGUAUAGCACAACGGGUCUACAACAACAGGGACGCCCCAGAAGAGAGACAGAUCAAGGCCACAGAGAAAAUGACUAAAGUCCUGGCUGCUAUAGUCCAGAAAGAACAGCCACCCCCAGAAGGCACUCAAACAACACGCCCUCCCAGGGUAACGUUGCAAGUGGAGGGGACCCUGGUCCAGUUCCUAGUUGAUACCGGAGCACAGCACUCAGUUCUGGUCAAGCCCCAUGGAAAAGUAUCUGAAAAAUCAUCCUGGGUACAAGGGGCCACCAGAAUAAAGAAGUACCCCUGGACAACUCAGAGGACUGUGGACUUAGGAACUGGGAAGGUAACCCACUCCUUCCUGGGCAUUCCCGACAGCCCCUGCCCCCUGUUGGGGAGGGAUUUGCUUACCAAAAUGGGGGCCCAAAUUCAUUUCCAACCGGGGGGACCCAUAGUGACUGACUUCCACAACCAACCCAUAUCUGUACUCACUGUGAAACUAGAGGAUGAAUAUAGGCUCCAUCAGGAACCCACUCCUCUGGAUCAGGGCAUCGAGCCCUGGCUUCAACACUUCCCAGACGCAUGGGCAGAAACGGGUGGUAUGGGGUUAGUAAAACAUUGCCCAACCCUAUUUAUAGAGGUCAAGCCCGGGACGGACCCCGUCCACGUGCGCCAAUACCCUAUGCCCACGGAAGCCAAAAAUGGCAUCACACCGCAUAUCCGCCGCCUCCUUGACUUCGGGGUCCUAUGCACCUGCCACUCAGCAUGGAAUACCCCCCUGCUGCCCGUGCGCAAACCCAACAGCGGGGAAUACAGACCAGUGCAAGACCUGAGAGAAGUCAAUAAGCGGGUGAUGGACAUACAUCCAAUUGUUCCUAACCCCUAUACUCUCCUGAGCGCCCUCAGCCCAGAAAAACAAUGGUACACUGUUCUGGAUCUAAAAGAUGCUUUUUUCAGCCUACCACUAGCGCCUAAAAGACAAGAGCUAUUUGCAUUCGAGUGGACAGAUCCAGACAGGGGCAUAAAUGGCCAGCUCACUUGGACCAGACUGCCACAAGGAUUCAAGAACUCUCCGACCCUGUUCGACGAGGCUCUACACGAAGAUUUAAGUGAGUACAGACAACAACACCCUAAUAUAACUCUCCUACAGUAUGUUGAUGAUCUCUUAAUAGCUGCUGAGACACCCGAAGCCUAUCCAGGAAACCAAGGUCUCCUGCCAACUCUGGGAACCUUAGGCUACCAUGCCUCAGCAAAGAAGGCUCAGAUCUGCAAGUCAGAGGUAACUUACCUGGGUUACUUACUGAGAGGGGGGCAACGCUGGGUAACAGAUGCCAGGAAGGAGACUGUCCUUCAUAUUCCCAGACCACAGACACCACGACAGGUGAGGGAAUUCCUAGAGUCGGCUGGGCUCUGCAGACUAUGGAUACCAGGGUUUGCUGAAUUAGCAAAACCUUUAUAGCAGGCAACAAAAGAUCAACAGCCCUUUAGUUGGACGGAAGAAGCUGAACAGACCUUCCAACAAAUUAAAACUGCUCUGCUAUCAGCACCUGCCCUGGGACUCCCCGAUGUCUCCAAACCCUUCCACCUAUAUGUAGAUGAAAACCGGGGCAGAGCCAAGGCGGUGCUAACCCAGCAUUUGGGCCCUUGGUGCAGGCCAGUAGCCUAUCUGUCUAAAAAGCUAGAUCCAGUGGCCGCCGGAUGGCCACCCUGUCUCCGGAUGAUUGCAGCCACUGCCCUAAUGGUAAAGGACGCUGAUAAGCUGACCAUGGGCCAAGAGCUACAAGUCAACCCGCAUGCCAUCGAGGGCAUCCUCAAGCAGCCGCCUGACUGAUGGCUGAGCAAUGCGACUCAUUACCAGGGACUGCUGUUGAACCCCCUCAAGGUCAUCUUCACCCCCCCAACGGCCCUGAACCCAGCAUCACUGCUGCCAGACCCAGACAUGGGAACCCCACUUCAUGACUGUGCUGACAUACUGGCUCAAGUUUAUGGGGUCCGGGAAGACUUGCAGGACCAACCAUUAUCGGAUGCAGACACCAUCUGGUUUACCGACGGAAGCAGCUUCAUUCACCAAGGACAAAGGUAUGCGGGGGCGGCCAUAACUUCAGAAACCGAGGUGAUUUGGGCAGAAGCCCUACCCGCCGGAACCUCGGCCCAGAAGGCUGAACUAAUAGCCUUAACCCAGGCCCUAAAAUUAGGGAGAGACCGCAAGCUAACCGUGUACACUUAUAGCCGAUAUGCCUUUGCCACCGCUCAUGUACAUGGGGUGAUAUACAGAGAACGGGGGCUCCUCACAGCUGAAGGGAAAGACAUCAAAAAUAAAGAAGAGAUUCUAGCCCUGCUAGCAGCCUUAUGGGAACCCAAAAAGCUAGCGAUUGUGCAUUGCCCAGGACACCAGAAGACAACCGACCCAGUUUCCCGGGGCAACAAUUUGGCCGAUCAGACUGCAAAAAACAUAGCUCGGCCCCCAGCGCAAUUGCUGACCCUACAGCUGCCAGACUCCAGACACUGGGAAUUGCCCCCCAGCCCUGAAGACUCCAAAAGCAGCAUUAUACUCCCAGAUAAACUAGGAUGGUAAGUUCUAGAGCGGAUCCAUCGCAGCACCCACUUAGGUUCCCGGCGAAUGUUGGACUUACUGAGACAGACUGGACUAAAAACCAGAAAUGUCUCUGAUAAGGUCGAUCAAGUAGUCACUAAAUGUACAGUGUGCCAACUCAACAAUGCGAGUACAAUCCUCAGACAACAGGUAAGACAAAGAGGGAGCAGACAGGGGACCUAUUGGGAAGUAGAUUUCACUGAGGUAAAACCAGGAAAAUAUGGAUAUAAGUAUUUGCUAGUUUUUGUAGAUACCUUUUCAGGAUGGACUGAAGCCUUUCCAACCAAGAAUGAAAUGGUGCAGAUUGUAGCCAAAAAGAUCCUAGAAGAAAUCUUGCCCAGAUAUGGUUUUCCAGUAAUGAAAGGGUCAGACAAUGGACCUGCAUUCGUCUCUAAGGUAAGACAGGGACUGGCUUCCAUACUUGGGGCUGAUUGGAAAUUACAUUGUGCAUACCGAACCCAAAGCUCAGGACAGGUAGAGAGAAUGAACAGAACAUUAAAGGAGACCCUAACCAAAUUGACCAGGGAGACUGGAGUCCUUCUCCCCUAUGCUCUGUUCAGGGUGCGUAAUUCCCCAUACAAACUGGGACUCACACCCUAUGAAAUAAUACAUGGUAGACCACCCCCCAUCAUCCCUAACCUAAAAGAUAACCUUGUCAAAGCUGAGAACAAUAAUAGUCUUGAAUUCUUGUUCUCCCUACAAGCCUUGCAGAGGGUCCAUAAAGAUGUAUGGCCCAAAUUAAAGGAACUCUAUGAGACUGGACCCCCGCCUAUUCCUCAUCAAUUCCGGCCAGGGGAUUGGGUCCUCGUCAAACGUCAUCGGCAGGGAACUCUGGAGCCCAGGUGGAGACCCUUCCAGGUCAUCCUGACAACGCCUACUGCCAUCAAAGAAGACGGAAUCGCCACCUGGAUCCAUUUCGCCCACACCAAACCAGUGGACCCGUUCUCAGACCUCAUCGGUCCUUCAAAGACAACCUGGACUGUUGAUCGGACUAAGGACAAUCCUUUAAAAUUGACCCUACGCCGCCAACGGACUGAGCCGUAA